Aegilops tauschii subsp. strangulata is the source of this 1054-nucleotide messenger RNA. Its product is annotated as peptidyl-prolyl cis-trans isomerase FKBP16-3, chloroplastic. NCBI's taxonomy places the organism in Eukaryota, Viridiplantae, Streptophyta, Magnoliopsida, Poales, Poaceae. Gene Ontology annotation, molecular function: peptidyl-prolyl cis-trans isomerase activity. The record is from RefSeq and is a predicted model, not a curated record.
GAGGCUGGACGGACACCGCGGAUUUAAUUUGCUCUAUCCACUCUCUCUCGUGGACUCGUCCGUGGUCCUCUUCCCCGCCGUCUUCCUCCUCCUCCCCCUCCCCCUCCCUAAUCCAAUGGCUGCUGCGGCCUCUUCCUCGGCCUCGCCGCUUCUCCUCCCGUCAGGGCCGCGUGGCGCUAGCUCGAGGGCCUGGCUUCCCAGCGGCGGCGGCGGCAGGGCGUUCAUCAGAGGUGGCAACACCAGGGCGCCGUGCUGCUGCAGGGCUGCCGCUGGCGGAAGCGCGGCGCAAUGCGGAGGAGCUGACGACGACAACGGCGGCGUGGUCACGCGGAGGGGCGUGUUUGGGGCGGUGGUUCUGGGGGUGUCGUCGUCCGCGUUAUGCCUGCAGGCCGCGCUCGACGCCGUCGCCGGCGGGCUGCCGCCGGAGGAGAAGCCCAAGCUCUGCGACGCCGCCUGCGAGGCAGAGCUCGAGAAUCUGCCUAUGGUGACUACGGAGUCCGGUUUGCAGUACAAGGACAUCAAAGUCGGCCAAGGGCCGAGUCCGCCCAUUGGCUUCCAGGUUGCUGCAAACUGCAUCGCCAUGGUGCCAAACGGACAGAUAUUCGAUAGCUCGCUGGAGAAAGGCCAGCCCUACAUAUUCCGUGUUGGCGCAGGACAGGUGAUAAAGGGACUUGAUGAAGGGAUCUUGUCGAUGAAAGUUGGAGGACUGCGUCGGUUGUACAUACCCGGUCAAUUAGCAUUCCCUAAGGGCCUUACUUCAGCACCCGGAAGGCCAAGAGUGGCUCCGAGCAGCCCCGUCGUAUUUGACGUCAACCUAUUGUUCGUACCUGGUCUUGACGACGAUGAGUGAAAGCAUCAUUUUGCAACUUUACAGGAGGCAACUGAAGAGAAUGAUUUUCUGUUUGUGAAUUACCAUGUAUGUAGAGUGACAAUUGUUUUCGGCAGCAAAUUAUACUAAAGUAUGAUGAUUUGUAUUAAGUGUGUAGCAACCUUGGUUGUGAAUGGAACAAUGUAGCCUCAGUGAUAUAAAGAUAUGUGCUAAUCCUUCUACUCA